GGUUGGGGCUCGCUCUUGCGCACACCGUCUGCAGUCAUGGCCUCCCUCGCACGUAUCCUUUCUCGCCAGUUCCAUGCUUCGGCCCGCCGCCAUGCACUAUCCAAAUUUAGCAUGCCAGCGAUGAGCCCUACCAUGACGGAGGGUGGCAUUGCUUCAUGGAAAAAGAAGGAGGGCGAAUCCUAUGCUACAGGGGAUGUCCUUCUCGAGAUUGAAACGGACAAGGCAACUAUUGACGUAGAGGCCCAGGACGAUGGUAUUCUCGCAAAGAUCAUUGCCCCUGACGGUGCAAAGGGCGUCCGGGUGGGGUCACCUAUCGCUAUUCUCGCUGAAGAGGGUGACGAUCUCUCUCAAGCGGAGAAAUUGGCUGCAGAGCCUACAGCUGAGAAGCCACGACCACCUCCUGAGAAGAAACCCGAGGAGCCACCAAAACCCAAGGAGGAAGCAAAACCUGAACCCACCAAGGCUCCUGUUAAGGAGGAAGCAAAACCUGAGUUGGCAGAGGGGGCCCGCAUCUUUGCAUCUCCCAUUGCGAAAAAGAUUGCUUUGGAACGUGGUAUUCCUCUUGCCAAGAUUAAAGGUUCAGGGCCUGAAGGAAGGAUUAUUCGUGAGGACGUCGAGAAAUACCAGCCUCCGGCAGCUGCUCCUGCUCCUGCUCCUCCACCUGCUGCCUUCCCCGCCCCUUCUGUACCAUCAGCAGACUACAUUGAUAUCCCCAUCUCAAACAUGCGACGAACCAUUGGCACUCGCUUGACGCAGUCCAAGCAGGAGGUCCCCCAUUAUUACUUGACUGUCGAUAUUAACAUGGACAAAGUUCUGAAGCUUCGUGAAGUCUUCAACAGGUCUCUUGGAGAGAAGGACAAGUCUGCAAAGCUUAGCGUCAACGACUUCAUCUUGAAGGCUUCUGCUUUGGCACUGGCAGACGUUCCAGAGGCCAACUCUGCAUGGCUGGGCGAGAACGUCCGGCAAUAUAAGAAGGCGGACAUCUCUGUUGCUGUCGCUACCCCCAGUGGUUUGAUCACGCCUAUUAUCAAGGAUGUCGGUGCAAAAGGAUUGGCCACCAUCUCCGCUGAGGGCAAGGCUCUCGCAAAGAAGGCACGAGACGGCAAACUUCAACCUCAGGAAUACCAGGGCGGUACAUUCACUGUGUCCAACCUCGGCAUGUUUGGUAUCUCACACUUCACCGCCAUCAUCAACCCUCCGCAAUCGUGUAUCCUCGCUGUUGGUGCAACAACACCGACCUUGGUUCCUGCACCUGAGGAGGAGCGUGGAUACAAGGUGGUAAACGUCAUGAAAGUGACUCUCAGCUCGGACCACAGAACCGUUGACGGCGCUGUCGGUUCUCGUUGGAUUGCUGCCUUCAAGGGAUACCUGGAAAACCCUUUGACGUUCAUGCUCUGAAUUGAGGUUCUCUCGCUUUUCAUGUAGUUUGCUUUUGGUACAGCUGCUUUUCCUCGUUCUCAUAGACAUAUCCCCUGCUCGUACUCGUACACUACGCGUGCAAUAUACACUCGGAGGGCGUUAUUGCUUUGAUGUAAUCAUUCAUAUUACGAUCCCUGUUCUUUGAAGACAAUGACGAUUCCGGAAUGUCUAUUCUCUUUUUCCCUACCAGACUCUUGUAGACGCGGAAGUAACUGAUGAUCAAACGCGUCUGUGGCUGAACGGCGCUUACCGUACAUUCACCUUGUCCCCGGAAUUGCACAGUUGUCAAUUACGACC
Molecule: messenger RNA, 1716 nt
Organism: Somion occarium
Lineage: Eukaryota; Fungi; Basidiomycota; Agaricomycetes; Polyporales; Cerrenaceae
Source: the annotation of a GenBank genome assembly